UCUGUAUUAAGAAACAAAACAAGGAUGACUAAAAUGAUUCUCUCCAUUAAAGCUAAUUUCUUUCUUCUUUACUUCCUCGUUUUCAUAAGUUCUGAAGCAAGAACUUUGCUAGAAAAGCAACAUGAGCAGAAGGUGGUAAAAUCUGGUUAUGGAAAGGAGCCAGCUCCACUACCUCCAUCCCCAGAAUCAGCUUCACCAAGUAACCAAGAAAGACUUGGAAGACACGCUCAUCUUCCACCUCCUGCGCCCAAACAUGGUCCGAAAAUCGAUGAAGUCACAAGCAACAGGCAUGGUAGGGAAAGCAAUGAGCUGUUAAUGACAAUUACAAGCAAUGUUAUUAGUGAUAAUGAGCUGCUAAUUUUUCUUCCGAGUACUUCAUCAGACAACCAAGAAAGAUUUGGGAAGCACGGUAUACCACUACCACCACCACAACCAGCUGAUGAACAGGGUCAGGUGAUUGUCACUUCCUCUAAUUGUCAAGAUGGAAGUAAAUAUAGUGGACGAGAGGAACAAGAACUACCACCUCCCUCACCCCACCAUAAUGCACCCAUCGAUCAAGUCACAACCAGCAGACAUGGUAGGGAAAGCAGUGACCUGUUAAUGACUAUUACAAGCGAUGUUAUUAGUGAUAAUGAGCUUCUAAUUUUGCUUCCGAGUACUUCAUCAGACAACCAAGAAAGAUUUGGGAAGCACGGAAUACCACUACCACCACCAAAACCAGCUGAUGACCAGCAUCAGAUAAUUGUCAGCUGAUGAACAGGGUCAGAUAAUUGUCACUUCCUCUAAUUGUCAAGAUAGAAGUAACUAUAGUGGACGAGAGGAAAAAGAACUACCACCUCCCUCACCCCACCAUAAUGCACCCAUCGGUCAACUCUCAAGCAGCUAGGCAUGGACGUAAGCAAGGACUUACACCUCUCAAAUCUCCAAUUUCUUCCUUACCUCUUCAGGCUUCCUAUUAAUUAUAGUAUAGUAGUAUUUAGUUUAGUACUUCUUAAUAUAACCUGCUUUUAGUUCACUAUAUAUAUAUAUAUAUAUAUAUAUAUAUAUAUAUAUAUAUUGUCAAAUAUGAUGAUGGACUGAUAACGUGAGUUAACUAGCUAUAUAGGCUUGUCAGUUAAUGUAACUUGGUGUUAUUCUAUAUAUCCUGCAGGCUGCGUGCAUGCUUUAUAUAUUGUCAGUCUUGUGUAAUAUAACUAUGUACGUAGUAAAUGAAUUUGAUGAGUGAUGGUUUCAGUGCAUUUA
Messenger RNA from Nicotiana tabacum (common tobacco), 1242 nucleotides. RefSeq lists its product as uncharacterized. The record is from RefSeq and is a predicted model, not a curated record. NCBI's taxonomy places the organism in Eukaryota, Viridiplantae, Streptophyta, Magnoliopsida, Solanales, Solanaceae.